UUUCUAUUUUAAAAAUAGAUAAAAUUAUUUUUUUACAAAGUUAAAUAAAAAUAAUUAUAAGGAUGUUGAUAUCCAUGCAUAUUGUGUAUUAAAAGAAUCAAUGUAUCAAUGAUGAAAUAUGACGUUUCUCCAUGUAUACAAUAGUUUGCGCAACAUUAAACGACGAACCCGCAUUUUACUUCCUCUUUUCUUCCGCUCGCAAGACAUACAUAAUUAAAUAAACAACGAUAAAAAUUUCGAUGUACAAAAACAUCCUCAUUCAUGAACCCAGGUAUAAAAAUCCUCACUUUCAACAGCACAUAACAUCGCCGUUUGUAACACUUAUCCAUAAAGAUACAGACGGUAAAAUGAACGGAAGAGCUAUCUUGAAUUGUGUUCUCAUAAUUCUUUUCAUCAUAGCUACUUUUGAAAUUACUGAAGCAUGUAAAAAAUGCGGUCAAGAUGUGUGUGGUUGUAAUUCACAUGGAGGACAUCACAUUGGUUUGACAGUAGGAAAUCAUCAUCCUCAUUCAGGACUUUGCCAUUCAGGCAGAUAUGGGUACAGUUGCAGUCAUCAGAGUGGUCAUCAUCCUGGUGGUAUCCACCCUGGCUUUCAUAACUGUGGUGGUGUCCAUAUAGGAGGUGGUUAUGGACUACAUGUAGGACAUAUUGGAGGAGGAUAUGGAUUAGGAGGUGGUAACUACAUAUUAGGCGGCUAUGGAUCAGUACCUUCUAUUUGCAGUAUAUGCGGAGGUUAUGCAUAUAAUGGUGGUUUUCUACGAAGACGCCACUGGAAACCUCGAUGCCGUUGCUAUUAGUUUUUUCUUUGUAAUUAUUCUUUUUACAAUUUAUGUGAA
Ceratosolen solmsi marchali is the source of this 836-nucleotide messenger RNA. Its product is annotated as glycine-rich cell wall structural protein-like. The transcript is spliced from 2 exons. Lineage: Eukaryota; Metazoa; Arthropoda; Insecta; Hymenoptera; Agaonidae. Bases 240 to 797 code for a protein of 185 amino acids. The record is from RefSeq and is a predicted model, not a curated record.